AUGUCCGGUGAAAAACAUGUUAUGUUAUCAUAUCAAUGGGAUAGUCAAAAACUUGUUACAGAUGUUUAUAAACAUCUUUCUGAACAUAAAAUUCCAUUAUGGAUGGAUACUCAAGGUGGAAUGAAAGGACAUUUAAGUACAAGUAUGGCAGAAGGUGUAGAAAAUGCAGUUGUAUUAUGUUGUUUUCUUACACCACAAUAUCAAGAUAGUGUUGCAUGUAAAGAUGAAUUAACAUAUGCUAAAGAACGACGUGUACCAAUUAUACCAAUACGUUUAAUUCAAGAUUGGAAACCAAGUGGAUGGUUAGGAUUUUCUGUAACUGGUCUUAAAUAUAUUAAAUUUACUGAUUAUUCAACAAACAGUGAUUUAAGAAUUAAGGAAUUAGUUGCAGAAAUUCAAAUGGUUGCAGGGAAACAAUUUAGUUCCAUUCAACCUUUAAACUGGAAUGAAGAAGAAGAAAAACAUCAUGAAGAAACUAAUAAUAGUGUUGCAAAUAAUGACGAAAUUGAAAGUACAAAAAUUCAUUUUGAUGAAAAUAGUUAUUAUCGUUUAACAACUCAAUGGCAAGGAGAUAAUAAAUCUCUUGAUAUUCUGAAUGAUGGUAAAAAUAAUAAUAAAGUUCAACUUGCUCAAACUGGAAAUUAUAGUGGUCAACAUUGGAAAAUAAAAUUAAUUCAAGAUGAUUAUUAUAGAUUAACAACACAAUGGCAAGGUAAUGAAAAAUCUCUUUCAAUUCUUAAUAAUGAAAUUAUACUUGAUAAAACAAGUAAUGAUAAUGCUGGACAAUAUUGGAAAAUAACUUUAUUAAAAAAUAAUUAUUAUCGUUUUACUUGCAAACAACAAGGAUAUGAAAAAUCUCUUGAUAUUAUUAAUGAUGGACAAAAUAAUAAUAAAGUUACACUUGCUAAAAGUGGUUGUUAUAGUGGACAAUAUUGGAAUAUAACACAAAUAUAA
Adineta steineri is the source of this 954-nucleotide messenger RNA. NCBI's taxonomy places the organism in Eukaryota, Metazoa, Rotifera, Eurotatoria, Adinetida, Adinetidae. The record is from the annotation of a GenBank genome assembly.